This is a messenger RNA of Danio aesculapii, 2301 nucleotides long. It is a transcript of the gene inavab, whose product is annotated as innate immunity activator b. Lineage: Eukaryota; Metazoa; Chordata; Actinopteri; Cypriniformes; Danionidae. The transcript is spliced from 10 exons. The coding region runs from base 212 to 2050 and encodes 612 amino acids. Gene Ontology annotation, biological process: adherens junction maintenance; positive regulation of protein ubiquitination. The record is from RefSeq and is a predicted model, not a curated record.
GUGCAAGACGCACCCAGGUUCAUUUCACAGUACAAACUCCUACCGUUGCUCAUCUAGAGUCAAUAGUGCUGUGUGGACCUAGACGUCUCAUGGAAAUCAACUGAUUUUGUUUACUGGAUAUGCUUUUGGUGGAAUCAAUGUUUUACAAUAUGAACUCGUGAAGUAAGAGAAAACCGUCGCUUUCGCUUUGAAGAACGCUUGACGAACAGUCAUGGAAGGGAAAGAGGAGAUCAGUGAUACGGACAGUGGGGUUAUUCUGCAUUCUGGUCCUGACAGCCCGACCACAAUGAUGAAGGAUGUGAAAACUCACACUCGGGUCAUGAAACUCAAGCAGCAAUCUCUGGAAGACAGACUGAAAUUGUGCUUACUGGAGCUCAAGAAACUCUGCAUCAGAGAGGCUGAGCUCACAGGACAUUUGUCCUCAGUCUAUCCUCUGUUACCUGGAGAAAAGCCUCCUCAGAUUCGCCGGCGCAUCGGAGCUGCAUUUAAAUUAGACGAGCCAAGCAUCCUUCACAGAACUGAGAACUCUGCACUGAGCUCGGUGGAGGCUGACCUGGCUCUUCAGCAGCAGAUCUAUGUGGCAGCGCAGAGACUGUCCCAGGAGGAGCAUCUCAGUAAAGGGGUGAAGAGGAGUCGACUGCAGCAGUACCAACGAGAGGAAAGGAAACUCAAAGACCUUCAGGAGGCCGUUUUCAGACUGAGACUGGAACAUGGACGAUCCUCACCGCGGCCUGGCACCAUCACACAGAGAGGCGCUUCAGACGAUAGCUCCUUGUCAGAUUCAGCUGUGCUUGAAGAAGAGGAAUUGUCCUCCCAGCUCUCCUCAGAGCCUCCCUCAGCUCCUGCUGUGGACUUUUACCCUCCGCCGAUAGUCAUCUCUCAUGCCGCUCCUCAUGCACCUGUGGGCCCCUCGUACCGGCCCCUCCAGCCCCUUUCCCAUCAAACCCCUCCACAAUCCCUGGAGAGCCUGCACACCUGCCAGAGUCCAGAGCACGACCCUGCACCCAUCCAAAACUCACCCUGGACGGAGAGCAGUUUAGACCAGCCCUAUCAGAAAAUGAAAAGAUCUCCCUCUGUCAAAUCCAGUCCUUCUACCCCCACGUUGCCUUCUAUAGAGGUCUGUCUUGCGGAUGCUGGAAUCCCGUUGCAGAUACCUUCACAUGCGGCCCUGAAACACACACAGUCAUGCAGCGCACCCUCCACACCAGAGAUGCACCUGCGCAGGAGACAAUCCCUCAGACUUCCCAUCACCGAACCCAACCAUUAUGACCCUGAGCGGGAUCGUGGGCGCUCGAAGGGCCCCAGAAGACGCUUGACGGAAUUCGCAGUGUCGACAUCCGAAUAUUCCCCGAUGCGACUGAAUAUAGGAAACCCAGUGUACUACUCCAGCUCAGAAGACAGCAACUCUGAGCACUCUUUCCAGUCGUACGCCAGCUCACCCUGCCAGGAGCACCCAGGAGAACUUCCAUGGACUUACCAAUCCCAAUACGGCUACCAAUACGCCAGCCUCGCCGACAACCACAUGCCACAGAGAUGCUCGCCUACGCACUUCUACAAGAACACUCAAUACCAAUCCUCACCUAGUUUUACAAGGGGCUACAUAGAGGACGGAUGGGGUAACGCUUUAGAAAUGGACAGAGGGAGGUCGUAUGUUAACCACCAGGCUCCUGUUUAUUCUCCCAAUGGUCACUAUGAGUAUUACAGUGAGGCUCUGCCAUCCCAGCAGCGGAGUUGUAGGUUGUUACCCGCCCAUGUGAAACUGUCCCGGGCCCCUUCACUCAGAGAGUAUCCUCACCACCCUAGCCGAGGCCUGCCACGACAGGUUGUGUCGGAGGAACUUAAAUCAUGGCAUCAACGCAGCCAGUUUCGACCGCCUCGACCGCAAUCGCUGGAUCGGAACCGACAAGGAGCGCUCCGUAUCCGAAAUAUGCCUGGGCAAGAGUCCCCGCUUUCGAUUUCCCAACACCAGAGGUACCAGGAACAGCAGGUCGUUCUGAGGACUCCAGACAGAUUGUAUGAGGAUGAAUCAGAGGUUGCCAGUCAAGUGUGAAACCACCAUAAUCCUUGAAAAAGAGAGAGAGAGUCCUAUUUAUUCAGUAAUUUAUUGAGCUGAUGGACUAGAGUAUAGACUUUUUUUAUUAUAUAUGUGUAUAUGGGAGAGUAUGAGUUGUACUGUGAAGACAAUGUUUUAUUGACUUUUUAAAAUAGAUUAACUCACUUAUGGAUUGUUUUGUACGAUUAAAUAAAUCUAAUUUGUUACUAAGUGUGUUUUUACGAUAGUGUUUGUUGAUACUGAAAUAA